Molecule: messenger RNA, 333 nt
Organism: Alexandromys fortis (reed vole)
Lineage: Eukaryota; Metazoa; Chordata; Mammalia; Rodentia; Cricetidae
Product: 60S ribosomal protein L38
Exons: 1
Coding region: 73-285 (70 amino acids)
Biological process (GO): translation; protein-RNA complex assembly
Cellular component (GO): ribosome; cytosolic large ribosomal subunit
Molecular function (GO): structural constituent of ribosome
Source: RefSeq, a predicted model, not a curated record
GUAAAAUUUACAAUAAAAGGGGGACGGGGGUUAAAUCCGAGGUACGGUCUCCAGCGCCGAGCGCCCGUCGCCAUGCCUCGGAAAAUUGAGGAAAUCAAGGACUUCCUGCUCACGGCCCGGCGGAAGGAUGCCAAAUCUGUCAAGAUCAAGAAGAACAAGGAUAAUGUAAAGUUCAAGGUUCGCUGCAGCAGGUACCUUUACACCCUGGUCAUCACAGACAAGGAGAAAGCCGAGAAGCUGAAACAGUCCCUGCCCCCUGGCUUGGCAGUAAAGGAGCUGAAAUGAAGCAGACCUCUGUGUUUGACUAUUAAAAACUAAAAAAUCGUAAAAAAA